CCCCGCCCCCUCCCAGGCCCGAUAAACGCCUGGGCCGGGCCGGGACCUCCCACCGGUGCUCUCCCGCGACUGAUCCAGAGUGCCCCUCCGGCCCAGCCAUGAGGCUCUUCCUGUCGCUCUCAGUUUUGGUGGCGGUUCUGGCCAUGGUUUUGGAAGGCCCAGCCCCCGCCCAGGCGGCCCCAGAAAUCUCCAGCACUUUGGGGAGCAUCCCGGAUAAGCUGAAGGAGUUUGGUAACACCCUGGAGGACAAGGCCCGGGCAGCCAUUGAAAGCAUCAAGCAGAGCGACAUUCCUGCGAAGACCCGGAACUGGUUUUCUGAGACUUUCAACAAAGUGAAGGAGCGGUUCAAAACUGCCUUCUCCUGAAACCAGGCGAGCCGCCCCCUCCUCUGGGCUGUAUGCCGCGGAGCGGGCUCCAAAAUUUCCUGCACCGAGGACUUCAUGAUGCCCAUAUCCACCCCCACCCUUCAAUAAAAACCCUGUAGAGAAUU
Ailuropoda melanoleuca (giant panda) is the source of this 490-nucleotide messenger RNA. RefSeq names its product apolipoprotein C1 (gene APOC1). Gene Ontology annotation, biological process: negative regulation of very-low-density lipoprotein particle clearance; negative regulation of lipoprotein lipase activity; very-low-density lipoprotein particle clearance. NCBI's taxonomy places the organism in Eukaryota, Metazoa, Chordata, Mammalia, Carnivora, Ursidae. Gene Ontology annotation, cellular component: extracellular region; high-density lipoprotein particle; very-low-density lipoprotein particle. Gene Ontology annotation, molecular function: phospholipase inhibitor activity; fatty acid binding. The transcript is spliced from 4 exons. The coding region runs from base 99 to 365 and encodes 88 amino acids. The record is from RefSeq and is a predicted model, not a curated record.